CACGAUUAUUUGCAAAUAUGUAUACUAUUUUGCGGGACAAUAAUAAACGUAGUAAACAUGGAAGCCUCCUCUUGCUUUUUUCGAUGACUUCCUGCAUCCACAUGGGAUUGUCGCUGCGGGUGAGAGGUCAAUGUUGACUUCCAUAUAUCCAGUAAUAUUAUGCUGCGGCAUCCCGGGACAAUGUGACCCUCCUCGGAUCACCUUCAUUAGCUGCCGACUUGAAGCGCAAGACAGCACGGCAGCGCCGGGAUUAAACCCAGGGUGUCUCCAGCUGCACCAUCUUCCACCCGGGCUGCAGUUUGACCGUAGCACGGGGAGCUCCCUUGUCCCCUGCGGGUGACCAUGCGACAGUGGUGCCUUCCUGCUGUGGCUCCACGCGCUGAACCGCUCCCAACGGGCCGAGUGUCACCUCAAAUCUCAGAUGACAGGAUGGAGUGUUGUGACGUGGAGCCACGCUAUACCAUUGAACAAAUUGACCUGCUCCAGCGGUUAAGGCUGUCAGGAAUGACCAAACCUCAGAUCAUACAAGCCCUCGAGUCUCUGGAGAGGCUUGAUCCAGACCAUCGCACUCAGUACUUUAACAACCACACAGCCCCAUCUGAUGCCCCUACCUCUGCAGCCCCUGCUGCCCCCUCUUCCUCAUCCUCUUCCUCAUCCUCUCUUACCUCAGCAACCACUCAGACCCCUGUUAUGGAUUCUGCCUUAUCACCUAGCAACAGUUACGAAGCCUCGCCCCCGCCCCUGUACCCAUCCAGCGGAGUUCAAAGGUCGUUCAGUUACGAGUUGGCGGAAGAGGACUGGGAUCUAGAAGAGAAGGUGGAGGAAUACAUGAGGAGGGACAGUAACCUUGUGAAAGAAGAGAUUAAAGCUUUCCUUAAUAACAGGCGGAUCUCGCAGGCGAUUGUGGGACAAGUCACAGGUAUCAGUCAGAGCUACAUCUCCCAGUGGCUUUUACAGCAAGGUCUGGAGAUGAGCGACUCCAAACGCAGGGCGUUUUAUCGCUGGUACCUGCUGGAGCGUAACAGCCCAGGAAUCAGAUGGAGUGAAAACCAGCAUGCUCAGGUCUCCAGGAGCAGGACUGACACAGCCUGGCAUAGACAGAGAGAACUUCUGAUGCAUCUUCUUCCCUGGUAUUCUGCUCAACAGUCUCAGUCAGGUGCCACUUUGUCCAUGCGUUCCCUGGUUAAAGAAGAGCCUGAUUGGAGGUUGACUGGUAGUCCUGGAGACAGAGCAGUGGUUGGUCCUUUCAGACUGCGCAGGGGGAGCCGAUUUACCUGGAGGAAAGAGUGUCAGUCAAUCAUGGAAAGUUUCUUUAUGGAGAAUCAGUAUCCUGAUGAGGCCAAGAGAGAGGAAAUUGCCAACGCCUGUAAUGCUGUCAUUCAAAAACCUGGAUGCAAACUGUCAGAGUUUGAACGGGUCACUGCACUCAAAGUGUACAACUGGUUUGCCAAUAGGAGGAAAGAGAUGAAGAGACGUGCCAAUAUAGAGGCUGCCAUACUAGAGAGUCAUGGAAUCGAGGUGCCCAGCCCCAGCUGUCAAUCAAACAGUGAAGAGGUUGAGACUCAAGAGUUUAGCGAUCAUGUUACAAAUCACCGCUUCACUGAGCAAGAGGAACUUUUGCAGAGAAAGGACAUAGAGCAAGACGCUUCCAUGUUACCCGCUGUAGAAGUGCCAUCUCUUCCAAGUCCCGCCUCUCAAGUGUCCGACCAAAAGCUGGAUGAAUCAAAAAGGGAGGCUGCUGAAGAGGAUUAGCCAAUGGGUGGAGUCUUGUUUUUGUUCUCAGUAAGGCCUGACCAUAAGCUCUCUGGUGUCUCUAGUGGUACGGAGGCCACUUUAUGUAUCUGCAGUAAUUACGCUUGUAGUAAUGGCAAUAUUUAUCUCUAUACAGUAUAUUGUGCAUUCCGAAACGGUCUUAACUCUUCCCGAGAGAGGGAAAUGAUGUGUAAGGUGCAUACUGGUAACCUUUCUCAACAUGCUAGUGCUGAUUCCUGUCAUUUCUCAUUAUUCUCAUACUGUACGUCACGGUUUCAUCAAUCGAAACCGUUGAAGGAAAGCAUCUGGAGUAAGAGGUCUAGAGAGAAACCUGCAGGACAGGUGUUUCAAGUCAACAGAAAGGGUCCAAUGAACACUGUUUGGAGUCUGUACGAGUGUUAGGAGAACCUAAUUGUCAUAUGCAAUAUGCAAGAUGGGACGGAUACACCAACUCAGGUAGAACUCAGUUUGGGAAUGAAAAGAGAUGUUGUUUGUUUCAUCCCAGUCUCAUUGUCGUUAAAAUCAAUGAGUUAUGCAUAAUGAUGGUUCUUUAUUUCAUCAGACUUACCGGACUGUGUACAUAUUUCUUUGUCUUUUCAAGUUGUUUCCUCAGAUCUGAAAGUAAUAUUCAGAUUAUCGCUCUUGUCUGUUUUUGUAUACACAAUGAUUGUUUAUAUCCAGCCACUUAAGCUACACCGACCCUGACAGGUGUUGGGGGGUCAAACGCUUCAAGUUUAUUUUUUACUUUUGUUUGCUAUAAGCAUCAUUUAUUAAUAUAGAAUGUAGAAUAUAUGUAACUAUAUAAUAUCAGCAUCUAAUGCAACAAGCUGCUUUUGAAUGGAUGGACAGCCACCAUUUGAAUUCUGGGUCUCAAAAGCCAAAGCUAGAGUAAAGCAAUGGAUUUUACAUCAUCAAAGAGAAAAGUGCUUAUGGCACAUCAGUGUGUCACAAUGAGAGACGCUAUGAGCGUAUAAAGGCUUUAAGCUGCACAGUAAGGAUUAUUCUGGCCAUACACAAACAAGAUGCAAAUGCUAAAUGCCAUCAAGGCCUCAUUCUCUGUUUUUCCUAAUGACAUUAAACAAUAAACUGAACAAUAUGUAA
Messenger RNA from Misgurnus anguillicaudatus (oriental weatherfish), 2853 nucleotides. RefSeq names its product homeobox-containing protein 1. Gene Ontology annotation, biological process: positive regulation of DNA-templated transcription. Lineage: Eukaryota; Metazoa; Chordata; Actinopteri; Cypriniformes; Cobitidae. Gene Ontology annotation, molecular function: double-stranded telomeric DNA binding. The record is from RefSeq and is a predicted model, not a curated record. Gene Ontology annotation, cellular component: nucleus.